Molecule: messenger RNA, 3092 nt
Organism: Boeremia exigua
Lineage: Eukaryota; Fungi; Ascomycota; Dothideomycetes; Pleosporales; Didymellaceae
Product: mitochondrial inner-membrane-bound regulator-domain-containing protein
Exons: 3
Coding region: 98-2902 (934 amino acids)
Cellular component (GO): mitochondrial inner membrane
Source: RefSeq, a predicted model, not a curated record
UAUUCACGGUAGGCGGUCAACGAAAGUUCACAUCUGCAGCACUCGCGUCGAAUCUCCAUCGUCAUUGUACGCUGCCGGCUUUGGCCUUCCGUUCCUUAUGCUUGCGCCCCGUGCUUCCAGUGCAUUUGUGUGCCUCCGAUGUGAGCUCAAGUUCGCGCGGCCCCGAACAUCAGCGCUUCCGCGUCAAUCCUCGCAUGCCAGCUUUUCGUCCUCCACACGUCGCCACGAUGGCGCAGAUGAGCCCCAGCAGCUCCCUCCGAGCGAGCCUCCCGCCGAAGACAUUGCUGCGAAACGGGCUACUUGGAUCACCAAGGAGUAUAUGCGGAAGGGCAAGAUCGUCAAGCACAGAAAAGCCAAGUUGGGCAUGAAGCGCAUGGAUGAAGAUGCCGAUGUGCUGGUCCUGAACGAGGCCCCCGUGCGCGAGGAAACCACUGAGGAGCCUGAAGUCCUCGAACCAAUCUCAGUCCCAGACUUUCGCUCUUCGCUCCAGCAGGAUAGCACGCCAGCCACUCAGGAAGACGUCGAGAAGCAGCUCGAGAGCUUGCGUCCUGCCCGCGGCAGCCGAGACGAGCCGCAGUAUGUUACGACUGCUGGUUUCGUACAGCUGGUGGCCGCCUUGACCAAGGGUUUCACUACACAACAGCUUUCAGGCUACUACUCGACUACAAAGAGCAUCAAAAAGAACGCCGUAUACAAGGCUGUGCAGGCUACUGUGCAGGCGACGAAACGGAGCGAGUGGCAUCCAACUACAACAGACAUCAAGAAACGGCUACCAGGCGUCGAAACUGUCACCGGAAAGAAGCAAAAGCCCAAGAGCAUACGCAAAGCAACACUGGUGGACAAGAUCCUUCGAGAUGUGUGGAAUCUCGAACUACUUGAGGAGCUCGAGGCCCCUGGGGAGCUUGAGCUCCGGCUGAAGGAGUGGCAGCUCAAACUUCUUCAAGUUGGAGGUAACAGCAGCGCCCUCGCUCGGAUUGCCCGCAUCAGGAACGCCAAGGUUGAGAUACACUGGCCCACCAACAUUCUUCGUAUCACGGCAGACAAGAACACGGCCGAGUAUACUGCGGAUGAUGUCGAAGCAGCCCUCAGCAAGUCGCGCACGAAAACUCUCUCUCUGAACACCUGGAUCGGGCUGUUGGAUGAGCGCAAAAUCUCUACCAGCAGCGAUGUGCUCGCUUCUCUCUCGGUAGAUCUUGUAUCCUCUCUCACAUCCACGCACAUCGCUGCGGCCAGUGAUCGCACGUUACACAUCUACGGGCUGGAUGAGGCCUCCGUUGCAGAGGCGAAAAGGACACUCGUUAGACUCUUGCCCUUCAAGGAUUCUGCACCACGCACGAUUGAUACCCAGAAGUUGGACGCAGCAAAGCGCGAGAGCUAUCUGCUGCCAGUCUUCCACGAACCGAUGUCACUUGAAUACAAGCACCGAAACCUCAGCCUGGGUCGUUGGGUGCUGCCAGUCACCCGCUCAGUCGAGCCUGGAGAACAGCAAUUGCCCUCGGAUCCCGAGCAGAACUUGCAUAGCAUUGUCAAUCGGACAGUAUCUCUCAUGAUGCCACCGGCCGACGAUGGUUUCGCAGGAGACGAAUCGAACCCGCGAAAUAGACAGACUGGAUACUGGGCUCUCGAGCCGGAGUUCAAGGCCUCUGCUGAGUUUGGCCAAGCUCUAUUCCCUCUUCAGAUGACCAGCCCAAAUAAGGUUGUCGAAGCCAUCAAGGAUUCUUCGCGCACACCAUUCCAGCCUGCCAUUCCGGGCCUUGGAAGUCUGCUCGCUGCUUCCGACUUCCAGAAUCUGUCGCGCACAGAAACACCCGCUCUUCUGUACGACUUCCUUCCAGCACCUGAGCAGACAAACAUCAAAGGUGCGAUUGGACCAGACUUCCCCAAGCUGUUUAUACAGGUGCGCACAGGCCGCAACGGCAACAGACCCUCUAUUCAUAAGCUCAGUCUUGGUUUCAAAGAGCGUAUACACGACGUGUUACUGCCUGACCAAGCGGCUGAUAUCCGCUUCUUUCGAUAUGGGCGCCUGCGAUUCAGCAGUAGGAGCCAUCAUGACAAGCACGUCGACACCUGGUUUGGAGCAGUGCGUCAGAACAUUGAGAGUGGCGGGCGUCUUACGGCACCGUCAAUAAUUAUCGAAAUCCCGAAGUGGACCAUUCCUGGCUUUCCUACCGACGCGAUUGGCAUGCUGCCUGUCAAAUACCUCUUCUCUGGCAUCCAAUUCCGACAGAGCGUCACAGGUAGACUGCUGGGCACACAGGUCUCAUAUAGCACCGUACAGUCUGGCAAGCUGGGUGCCAAGGGUGGCGUGUUGAGUGCUUACACCGUGAAACAAAACGACGAAGAUGUCGAGGCGCACAUCCGCGAUUUCGCGACGAAAUGUGUGCAGAUGGUAGACUACAUCACCCAGGCAAGUGCCCAAACACAGCCUCUAAGACAGACCGUCCUUCCCAGGAACGACCACAGCGCGAGAAAGCAGCGCCGAGCUGCAGAGCGAGAAGGCCAGGCCGAAACACUGAGCCAGGCACAAGACUAUCCUAGCGAAGCAGAGCAGCAGUCGGCGCCCGAUGACGACCUCGCCCUCGCCGAAGACAUCGCCGUAGACGACGCUGAAGACGUCGACGACCUCACCACCCUCGACGAAGAACAGUCCGACCUCUCCCACCAACAGGACGACGCCCGCCUCGCAUCCAGACUCGACGACGACGCGCCUCCACUCCCCGAGGAAGACCCCGCUCUCGACGACGCCUUCGACGACGCCGACGAGGACCGCAGAGCCGGCAUCAUCAAAGCCCAGGAAGAAGAGGCCAACGCGCUCCUGGACGAUUUGUUCGGCGACGAGCCCGCGAAGGAGCCGCUUGACGAGGGAAGCGAUGAUGGCGCGAAGGAGAGCGCGAAGUUGUAGAUUUUUCGCCGGGGGGGUUGGCAUAGAUGGGGUUCGGCAUUGCGUGGCGUUGGUGGCAGACGUUGUAUAUCAUAAUGUAAGAUUACGUGUCCUCGCGGUUGUACAUCUGCAGUGUUGUUGAGCGCGUGUUAGCCUUCCGUGGUGAAUGUGCGCUGCUAUUUUACUCUGCGUUCAUAAUCAUACCCCCCCC